AUGGCCGACCUCGAAAGAACCGUGCUGGACUUCUACCAGCUGUCGGACCCGUAUCCUGUCGAGUGGCCGGCCGAGAAGGACAACAGCGACGUAUCGGAAGAUGAGGAGGCCAAGAAGAAGAUCAACCGGCGCAAGUCGAGAUAUCAGGCGCUGGAAAGGGCCGUCAGCAACAGAGUUAGCAUGCUUCCCGGGCAAGAGAAGUCUGCGAAUGGUGUGGGAAACAUCGUUCAGAAGGACGAGCCGGACCCGUUGGGCACCACCGACAGCGUCGUCAGGACCUUGAAGCAGCUCGGCGUCCCCGUGCAGGAAGACCCGCGACUACGAAAUCGAUUCCUCAUGUCCUCAACCACGUUCUCCCCUGCGCUGUUCCUCUCCCAAAUGCAUUCGACGGCGGACACGCAGUCCCUGCUGAAUGGCCUGGACAUUCUGUCCCAAUCUAUCGACCAGAAGAGCGCUUCCCUCAAGGUCCUCGUCGAAUCCAACUUUGAGCGCUUCGUGCGCGCAAAAGCUACCAUCGACAAUGUCUACAAGGAGAUGAAGUAUCGCGGAGUAGACCCCACGCCCCCGACCGGCCGACCCCGCGCCCACUCGAGACAUGCUAGUAGGAAUAGCUUCCGGAGCAGCAGCGGAUUGGGCCUGACGAGCCCCAUGGUGCCGGACCCGAGGAAGAAGAACGCGCUUGUGAAAGAGAGCGAGUACGGAGUGUCGGGCAUCAAGGGACCGCUGCUGGACGUGUCGGCAAAGGCAGAGGACGUAUGGGGACCGGCUUUGGGCGGGCGAGACAAGGAGGAGAGGCUCAAGGACGUGGCUGCGAACCUGGAGAAGCAUCGGGAAUACGUCGAAGUCAGUGCGGCUAUCGCCGAGAGCAUCAAGCGGAAGGACCACGAGGCGUUGGUCGAAGAGUACAACAGGGCCAGGUCGUUCGCAGACGAAGCUCGGCUGCUUUCUCAGGGCGGAAGCAAGGAGGAGAAGUUGCCGGACCACCAAUUAUACCAGAUCCUUCUGGCCGCCCGGAUGUGGCACGAUGUGCACGAGCAGAUCGAGGCUUUCAAGCGGGACAUGUGGAAGAAGCUGGUCAAUCUCCACACUGCACCAAAAUCAGAAACCGCUGGACGCCAGGACCAGCACAUGGAAAUCAUAAGUCUGUUACUCGAGCUGGGCGUGGAAGAGAAUCCCAUAUGGAUCUGGCUUCUCAGUCGUUACGAGUACCUCAAGAGCAAGGCUACGUCGACCGCAGAUAGGACCAAGGUCGAAAUCGAGGUGGCAAGGCGGCGUAUUGCGAGCGCUGAGAAGCCGGGGUCUCAAGCAAUCGCAACGCAUUUGAAGACUAUCGCACGGCAGUCGAUGGAGAGCAAGUCCCAUUCCUUCGAUUCAGCCGAUAUCAUGGAGCUGUGGGAGAAGAUCUACUCGUUCCUCAACACCAUGAUGUCUUCUCAGGGUAUCAUCGGAGAAGUAGUCGACUUCUGGCAGACUGUCCAAGGCUUUCUGGAAGGAAGAACCCAGACAUCCAUGCCGACUGGCUACAACGGCGAAUCGCAGAAGCACCACGAGCUGACCCCAGGAUGGGCAGCGGACCUACAAAAAGGCACCCUGGAACUUGUCGACAUGAUCCGUGAGCACGUCUACCUGUUCUUUAUUGGCCCGCCACCCGAGGAUCUUUCGAUGCUCCUCUCCCCUAUGCCCUCGGAGCCCAGCACGCCUUUAUCCGCUGCUCUGGGCGGCGUAGCUCUCACGCCCAACACACUCAGAGACCCUCGGAUGCACCUGGACCCAGGCAGCAUCCCACCUCCAUCUCCAAGGCGUGGAGAGCAAUGGGAGAAGUAUGCUUUCUGGCCGCCAUGGUCGAACUCGGUCAGUGCCGUGCACUAUCUAGCCAAGAUACUCGCCGUGAUAGGCUCAGGGUCAUGCGACAUGGCCAGCCUGGCGCCUGUUGCCCGGGGCGAUGGUGCGGUUCUCGAAAAGCUGAGAACCCUUGUCGCAUCCGUGAGAGAGCGGUGCGUGUCGGCUCUGUGCGCCGCGUGGAACAAGGACGCGGAGAACAUCAAAUACGUGGAAGACUGGAGCAGGUCUGCUGAGAGGAAAGAUGUGACCAAGAUGCCUGCCAGUUUCAAGGCAUUCGAGAGCGCCCUCCUCACGGGUAUGCAGCAGAUACUGUACAUUUCAGAAGCCAUGUCGAAACCUGGCGCAGGCGAUAUCGUACAGCCGCCUCCUACGAAAUUGCUACAGACAGUGCGCAGUCAGUACGUCACGACGCUCUACAAGGCUUUGAGUGGUAUGGUGGAGAAUGCAGAGCGUUCGCUUCGAAAGACGGAUGAUGAGUGGACGACUGAGGAGGGUUUCGUUGUUGUGAACGGAGGCGGGUCAAGGGUAUCUAGCAUGAGCGGUGCAACGAUCAACGCUAGCGACAGGAACGUCCGCAUGCUGCUGACCCUGAGCAACUUCCAAUCACUUCGGGCAGAAGUCGUCCCAGGUCUAAACACACAGUUCGAGAAUGCCUUCUCGGUCAAGCUCACCGACGAGACUUCGAAAAUCAAGGACGUCCUCGCCCAGAUCGACGCCCGCCUCUUCCAGUCGUAUACGCGACCGUACAUAGAAUCCCUCCGGUCCGUGAUCCGCACGGGCGUGACGGCGCCGGACUGGGCGCCCGCCUCCCCGAACGACAAGCCGCGCGAGGUCAAGCCGUACGUGUACGAGGCGCUGCUGAGCCUGGUGCUGGUGCACACGCAGGUCUCCACGACGGCGGCGACGCUGACGAGCCAGGUGCUGUCGUACCUGCUGGAGCUGUCGUCGCGGGAGCUGCUGGACGCGUUCCGGACCCGGCCCCGCUACGACCUGGCCGCGCUGAUGCAGGCGACGCUGGACGUCGAGUUCGUGGCGCAGACGCUGUCGCAGUACAUGACCGAGAAGGCGACCGAGCUGCAGACCACCAUCUACCAGGAGCUGGACUCGCGCACCGACAACGACGCCCGCGCCCGCCUGCAGGCCGAGCUGCCCGAGAUGCGCAGCGUGCUCAAGAGGCUGCGCGAGGCGAGCAAGAACGAGUUCGCGUGCUUCCGGAAGCCGAGGCGGAGGGACGGCGCCCCUGGUGCCGGCGGGAGGGGCGACACGAGCAGUGUCUCUACCACGAUGUCCAUGGCUGGGUCGAUCUAG
Messenger RNA from Diaporthe citri, 3150 nucleotides. RefSeq lists its product as uncharacterized. Gene Ontology annotation, cellular component: exocyst. Gene Ontology annotation, biological process: Golgi to plasma membrane transport; exocytosis. The transcript is spliced from 2 exons. NCBI's taxonomy places the organism in Eukaryota, Fungi, Ascomycota, Sordariomycetes, Diaporthales, Diaporthaceae. Bases 1 to 3150 code for a protein of 1049 amino acids. The record is from RefSeq and is a predicted model, not a curated record.